CAGAGUAUUGGCUUUCACAGCUAUGCAGCGUCCAUGGCAUGGAGGUUUUGCCUUCGCAAAACCACGUUGAAGCCUUGCUGACGGAGGGAUAUUGCGUCAUUGAUGGACGAACUCAAUUGCAGCUACAAAUCCUGCAGGCCCAGAGCGAGGUUGCGGAGCUUGUGCAGCAUGGCAGCUUCCGGGUGCUUCCGGACGAGAUCCGCAGCGGCCUCCUGGGACGAGGGUCCUGCCGCAUUGCAGAGCUGCCUUCGCCCCUUUUGUGCCGAGAGGGUCCUGCCAGUGCCUUGGAGACUCUGGAUGCGACCUUGACCCGCCUUGCCAAAGUAGUCUCAAGUUAUUGGCAGAUUUCUGGACGCAGUGUGGGAAUUCUACAUGAGGCGUCUUCCAAGCUGCUGGACGCAGAACUCACACAGGCCGAAUGCUGCAAAUGGUUUGGCCACUUUGUGUGCAACCGAGUCAUGGUCUUGAUUUACUUGGGACCUGGGAAAGCGCAGCUGAAGCUGGAACCGGAGGAAGAUGGAAGUGAGAGUGAGGGCGAAUUCUCAGACGCCUGGCCGGUCACAGAGGUGCUAAAUCCUGGCGACCUGGUGCUUGUGCAGCAAGAGUUGCAACUGAGGCUACACUCAAGGGAGCAGUGCUACUGCCUAAGCUGCUUUCUUCAGGGCCGACCGCAGCUGACCUCUUGUGCCAAGGUGUUGCAAGAGUGGGCGGAGAACUAUGCAGAAACUGAGACACCCACUGAUGAACGAUUGCAGCUACUGCAGGAUCAUUUAUAUUGCAAGGGCCUUGGGCUUGCCGUUUGCAGCUUUGGAGGUCGACUGCCAUCCAGCUGGCAGGUGGACGCUUGGUCCUCUGCUCAGCUCUGGGGACCUGAUGUGGUGCUUCAGGUCCCGCUGACCCGUUGGGACCACGAAGAGCUAUACGAUCCUAAGCCAAGUGCGUGGCAAGAGGGGAAGACCUACUGCAGGCAUGCCGGCUUUAUGGACGGCAUCGAUCUGUUCGACUACCGUCUCUUCAACAUCUCCGUGCGGGAGGCGGGGGAGAUGGAGCCUAGGCAGCGCAUGGCCUUGGAGGUGGCUUACGAGUCCCUGCAACGUGCUGGUUUCAGGAAGCCUCGAUUGUCCGCAAGUACUGGAGGCAUCUAUGUUGGAGCAGAGAAUUGGAGUGAGUGGGAUGGUUGCAGUACGUCCAGUUUUACAGCCACAGGCAGAGCUUCAUCCAUUUUGGCAGGGCGCAUCAGCUAUGUCCUGGGUCUCAAGGGGCCCGCUGUGGCCUUGGACACUGGGGACUGCUCUGGCCUCACCGCCGUCAACUUUGGUGCCAAAGCCUUGCAGGAGGAUGGUUUCACAUCCAUCCCGGAGUUCUGCUGCUCUCUGGGGACAUCGGUGCUUCUUGCUGGGCACCGAUGGGUCUCUCGGCAGGCAGCAGGGCUUCUGUCAUCUUCGGGGAGGUGCUUCACCUUUGACAGCGCGGCGUCCGGGCUCUUGCCGGGGGAAGCCACUGGAGCGUUGAUUCUCAGGAGAGAGGUGGAUGAGCCAGAGGGCUUUCUUGAAGGUCUGGCCAUGCAACAUCUGGGUCGAGCUGCGAGUUUGUCAUCGGCCAGCUCAUCUGGGGAGCAAGAAGUCUUGGCAGAGGCUGUUGGUCGGGCUGGUGUUCGUCCAAGCAGUGUAGACAUUUCUGAAUGCAGCGGACGGAGCACCCUGCUGGAUGACGCGGCAGAAGUUCUGGCACUGUGCAAGGUCUUGGGAGCUGACCGUCGAGUACCUCUGCAGCUGACAGCUUUAAGGCCUGGACAAGGUGGUCUUGAAAAUCUGCCAGGCCUUUGUGCACUGCUGAGGACACUGUGGGCAGCUAGCCAUCGGGCCCAAGUGCCAGCUGUUCAUUUGAGGCAGCUCAAUAGCUACCUGGAGAGAUAGUAGCGGAUGCCGUGCUCCUUCCAACUCUCUCUUUCCGGCCCGGGUACAGUACCCACUGGGGCCGACCCGGGUACAGUGCCCGUGUGCUGCUAGUAGGUGCGGUUGCACGUGGUUUUUCACACUUGAGGCACUGGAGCUAGUUGGAAAGUAGUUGAACUCCUACUGGUAGCAGUUAAGAAAAC
This is a messenger RNA of Durusdinium trenchii, 2098 nucleotides long. The record is from the annotation of a GenBank genome assembly. NCBI's taxonomy places the organism in Eukaryota, Dinophyceae, Suessiales, Symbiodiniaceae.